This is a messenger RNA of Gorilla gorilla gorilla (western lowland gorilla), 828 nucleotides long. RefSeq names its product microsomal glutathione S-transferase 2 (gene MGST2). The record is from RefSeq and is a predicted model, not a curated record. Gene Ontology annotation, biological process: leukotriene biosynthetic process. Gene Ontology annotation, cellular component: nuclear envelope; endoplasmic reticulum; membrane. Gene Ontology annotation, molecular function: leukotriene-C4 synthase activity; glutathione transferase activity; enzyme activator activity. Lineage: Eukaryota; Metazoa; Chordata; Mammalia; Primates; Hominidae. Bases 293 to 736 code for a protein of 147 amino acids. The transcript is spliced from 5 exons.
GGCUGGAGGGCUGGUCCCACAGUGAGCUACAGCCCUGCCCGCUGGCCGUGGGAGAGGCUUAAAACAAACGCCGGAAGCAACUCCCAGCCCCAUAAAGAUCUGUGACCGGCAGCCCCAGACCUGCCUGCCUUCCUGACUUCUGUUCCAGAGCAAAGGUCAUUCAGCCGCUUGAAUCAGCCUUUUCCCCCCACCCGGUCCCCAACUUUGUUUACCCGAUAAGGAAGGUCAGCAUUCAAAGUCAAGAAGCGCCAUUUAUCUUCCCCUGCGCUCUACAAAUAGUUCCGUGAGAAAGAUGGCCGGGAACUCGAUCCUGCUGGCUGCUGUCUCUAUUCUCUCGGCCUGUCAGCAAAGUUAUUUUGCUUUGCAAGUUGGAAAGGCAAGAUUAAAAUACAAAGUUACGCCCCCAGCAGUCACUGGGUCACCAGAGUUUGAGAGAGUAUUUCGGGCACAACAAAACUGUGUGGAGUUUUAUCCUAUAUUCAUAAUUACAUUGUGGAUGGCUGGGUGGUAUUUCAACCAAGUUUUUGCUACUUGUCUGGGUCUGGUGUACAUAUAUGGCCGUCACCUAUACUUCUGGGGAUAUUCAGAAGCUGCUAAAAAACGGAUCACUGGUUUCCGACUGAGUCUGGGGAUUUUGGCCUUGUUGACCCUCCUAGGUGCCCUGGGAAUUGCAAACAGCUUUCUGGAUGAAUAUCUGGACCUCAAUAUUGCCAAGAAACUGAGGCGGCAAUUCUAACUUUUUCUCUUCCCUUUAAUGCUUGCAGAAGCUGUUCCCACCAUGAAGGUAAUAUGGUAUCAUUUGUUAAAUAAAAAUAAAUAAAGUCUUUA